This is a messenger RNA of Trichechus manatus latirostris (Florida manatee), 900 nucleotides long. It is a transcript of the gene CLDN3, whose product is annotated as claudin 3. Gene Ontology annotation, molecular function: structural molecule activity. Gene Ontology annotation, cellular component: plasma membrane; bicellular tight junction. The transcript has a single exon. The record is from RefSeq and is a predicted model, not a curated record. The coding region runs from base 211 to 873 and encodes 220 amino acids. Lineage: Eukaryota; Metazoa; Chordata; Mammalia; Sirenia; Trichechidae. Gene Ontology annotation, biological process: cell adhesion; bicellular tight junction assembly.
GUCGCCGCUGCCUGCCCACAAAGCCACCGGCAGGUGCCAGCGCGGCCGCUGCGCCAACGUGCAGAGCCGAGCCGUUAGCGCGCGCUGUUCGUGCGUCCAUCUGACCGUCCGUCCGUCGGCACGCCGCAUCUCCAGUCGGCCCCGCAGCCCCGGCCCCUAGUUGUCCGGCACCUGGAGCCGCCCGGCUGACCCGGCUUUGAAGUGGCAGCCAUGUCUAUGGGCCUGGAGAUCACGGGCACCGCGCUGGCGGUGCUGGGCUGGCUGGGCACAAUCUUGUGCUGCGCGCUGCCCAUGUGGCGCGUGACGGCCUUCAUUGGCAACAGCAUCAUCACGGCGCAGAUCACCUGGGAGGGCCUGUGGAUGAACUGCGUGGUGCAGAGCACCGGCCAGAUGCAGUGCAAGGUGUACGACUCUCUGCUGGCGCUGCCCCAGGACCUGCAGGCGGCCCGCGCGCUCAUCGUCGUCGCCAUCCUGCUGGCCGCCUUCGCGCUCCUCGUUGCGCUCGUGGGCGCCCAGUGCACCAACUGCGUGCAGGACGACACGGCCAAGGCCAAGAUCACCAUUGUGUCGGGCGUGCUCUUCCUGCUGGCCGCCUUGCUCACCCUUGUGCCGGUGUCCUGGUCGGCGAACACCAUCAUCCGGGACUUCUACAACCCCCUUGUGCCCGAGGCGCAGAAGCGCGAGAUGGGCGCGGGCCUGUACGUGGGCUGGGCGGCCGCAGCGCUGCAGCUGCUGGGGGGCGCGCUGCUCUGCUGUUCGUGCCCGCCGUCCGAGAAGAAGCACGCGCCCUCCAAAAUACUCUACUCCGCGCCGCGCUCCACUGGGCUUGGCACUGGGACCGGCACCGCCUACGACCGCAAGGACUACGUCUGAGUGGGGGGACGCCAGGAGACUCCCUUC